AUGGCUGGCCCUACUCCUAGAAUUAUGAAAGAAACUCAAAAGCUUCAAACAGAGCAAGUCCCUGGUAUUGAUGUAGUUCCAAAUAAGGACAACUUCCGUCACUUCUACGUAAAGAUUCAAGGUCCUGAUAACACUCCUUAUGCUGGUGGUAUCUUCACUGCUGAAUUAUUAUUACCCGAAUAAUAUCCUAUGAAUCCUCCCAAAGUUAUUUUCUGCACCAAGAUUUAUCAUCCUAAUAUUGAUAACCUUGGUAGAAUUUGUUUAGAUAUUUUGAAAGAUAAGUGGUCUCCUGCCCUCUAAAUUCGUUCUGUCCUCCUCUCUAUUUAGGCUCUCCUUUCAUCCCCCAACCCCGAUGAUCCUUUAAAUAACGAAGCUGCUGAAUAAUGGAAAAAUGACGAACAAAAUGCUUUGAAAAAAGCCAAGGAAUACACUUAAAAGUAUGCUACAGGAAAGUGA
Messenger RNA from Tetrahymena thermophila SB210, 456 nucleotides. RefSeq names its product ubiquitin-conjugating enzyme. The record is from RefSeq and is a predicted model, not a curated record. Lineage: Eukaryota; Ciliophora; Oligohymenophorea; Hymenostomatida; Tetrahymenidae. The transcript is spliced from 6 exons.